Molecule: messenger RNA, 3101 nt
Organism: Rhineura floridana
Lineage: Eukaryota; Metazoa; Chordata; Lepidosauria; Squamata; Rhineuridae
Gene: MSRB3
Product: methionine sulfoxide reductase B3
Exons: 7
Coding region: 308-898 (196 amino acids)
Biological process (GO): response to oxidative stress; protein repair
Cellular component (GO): cytoplasm
Molecular function (GO): peptide-methionine (R)-S-oxide reductase activity
Source: RefSeq, a predicted model, not a curated record
CCCGACUUUCGCUGCUGUUCGCUCCCUAUGCUCAUAUUUGGAGUUGCCUGGGCAGCUAGUGCCCAGGAAUUUCCCGUCAUGCCUCUUUGAGAGGCUGCUAGGCCUGUCAUUGCGCUGGGCCGUGGGGGCGGCCGGGGAAGCUGACGGGGGAGUUGGCGCUUUCUGCCAGAGGCGGCUUCUUCGCUCUCCUGCUUUACUUGCCGCCUUCAUGCUCGCUGAGCUUCCCGCGCUGCUGAACUUCUCUCGGUUUGUGGCGGCUGCGGCGCUGGUGGCAGCUGCUUGACUCACAGACUUUGACACAAGCCAGAUGGCUGCGAUUGGUAGUCGCACAGGCUGCUUGGUACUACAAUUGAUGAAAAAGAAUAGGAAGACGUUUUAUGAUCAGCUGCGGGAGCACAAUAAGACUGCAGCUUUGCUAGGGUCAUGUAGGGAUAAAAAGAACUGUAAGGUGGUAUUUUCCCAGCAGGAACUGCAGAAGCGGCUGACACCCUUGCAGUACCAUGUUACUCAGGAAAAAGGGACUGAAAGUGCCUUUGAAGGAGAAUACACACAUCACAAAGCUCAUGGAAUAUACAAGUGUGUUGUUUGUGGAACUCCUUUGUUCAAAUCAGAAACCAAGUUUGACUCCAAUUCAGGUUGGCCCUCAUUCUAUGAUGUGAUUGCUUCUGACAGAAUUACAUUCACGGACGACUACUCCUUUGGGAUGCACAGGGUUGAGACAAGCUGCAAUCAGUGUGGUGCUCACCUUGGUCACAUUUUUGACGAUGGGCCUCGUCCAUCUGGUAAACGAUAUUGCAUAAAUUCAGCUUCAUUGUCUUUUGAGUCUGCAGACAAGAACCAUAAUGGAGAAGGAAGCAGUAGUUCUACUUCUGCCCAACCAGACAAGACAGAACUGUAGAAGGAAGAUCGUUCUUCACAAUGCUUAUUUUCCUAGAUCUUAAAAAGAAUAUUAUUCUAAAUUGCCUUCUAUCUUGUAUGUUUUUUUAAAAAAAAACCAUGUAGAUAUUCUGCAGUUAGGUUUUUUUGUGUAUAAAAAUGAGGCCUUAUGUGUGCCAAUGUAUUUUUGUUAUAUAACCUCACUUAAAUAAUUGUCAACUUAAUGUAUGUGCUGUGUGGAAUCCCUAACAAAAGAGUGGAACUAUGGUGAUGAUAUCCACUUACUGCUUUGUCACAAUAAGUUAAAAUAAUGUCACUCCUUCUUUUUGAAAGGCCAGACUACAGUUCCCCAUCAUUUGUUGCAGAACUAUAGUAUAUAUAACAGCCUCUUGACACCUUAGUACUUCAAUCAUUUUGGUCUGAUUUACAUGGCAUAUGUAGUCAACCAUCUCUCCGUAUGGCCUUGCACUAGUUAGUGUUUAACUAACAUACUCUUCCAUAAUGCAGGUUGGUUGAUGGAUCAUAUCCAGCCUGUCUCUUGGUUGAGAUUUCUACAGAAUCCCACCUCUAUAUUUAUAGUUAGGAAACUGGUAUUUCAUAAUCACCUACCCCCCCCCAAUUGGUGGAGGCAGAGAAUAAGCUCACUUGUGUUGGGGCCUGCCAAAGCAUAUAGCAGGCUUUCAUCCUUUUGUAAGUCUAUUCCUUCCUUUUGCAACCAAGUUGCAAUCAGACUUUCAAUGGAUGUGGAUAGAAAUCUGUUUAUUUUAAGCAGUAGCAACGAGCACUUUUAGAGAUUGGGUCUAUCCGCCAGAAGUGGUUGAAGGCUAAUAGUAGGUUGCUUGUUUUACUAUGUCUCUAAUUAGGUUCCUGCAAAAAAAAAAAAAUCGAAGAGCCAAAGAGGAUUUUCACUUUAGUCUGAGCUAGUUGUUUUGUGGGUCAUGCCUUGGAGACUGCAGUAAUGUUGCAUCCUUGGCAAUGUCACUAAUUAGUGCUCUUCUUUCUGGUCUUGUCCUGGGAAAGUGAAUACCUCAAUAGGUAUAAACUUUCCUCAUUUCCCCUUACUAUGUUUGGACAGGCAUUACAAGGGAUGCUGUUCCUUUUCUUUUAUACAUAGCUAUGGCUAACGUGCUAUUACAAGCUCCAAGCUACUGUGACUACUCAUGUGAAAAUUUACAGUUGGUUGUGUUACUAUUUUUCAGCUUCUAUGUGCACAGGCACAUAUACAUUUGAGCAUAUGUACAGCAAAUGUACAAAAUGGACAACCAAAACAAGAAAUGCAGCAAAAGAUAGGCAUGCCCAUAAAGCAAUAGAGUAGCAUACUGAGGAUGCAUACUUUACAUGUUUUUAAAAUGUAAACUCAUCUCAAGGUCUUUAGUGAAAUCAGAUUAUAUAUUUUAAGUCUUGCAAGGAAAUUACCAUUUACUUUGUGCUGAAACUUCCUUUCUUUUUUACACUUUUGGUUAUUUUUCUCUCUCGAAAGGGCUGCUUUGUUGGAAGAGAAAUGAGUUUUCUCCUAUCACAUUUUCUGUUAUAAAUUUCUAAUAUGCAACAUUUGUAAAAAUGUGGGGCGUACAUGCAUUUUACUUCUCAGAUCUCUGUUGUAGUUAAGGGAUAUUGAGUUUCAGCAUAUUUCUGUCUUGCAUUAAAGAAAUAUAUUACUAAAACUUCAAUGAGCAAUAAUUGUCAGCUGUCCAUCGGUAGAUUUAUAGUUGCAGGAUAUGGAAUGCAAUGAACUAAGUCAGCAUGGCUAGGUUUAUGUGAUCUGUAAGAGUGUAACACCGUUAACAGAUGAAAUCCAUUAUUCUUUCUUGGUAUGGAACACUGAGCAACAGUUUUUGUACUGCUCAUGCCAGUAGGGGAUACAAACAUGACUGGUAUUGUAAAACCCAAAUGCAGGUCACUUUUUUCAUGUCCUUGGCAGAGUAUCUCAGAAGAUGAGCCCAAUAAAGAGGUAUCGAGUCUAUUGCUAGGACUUUAUUCCUUGUAUUGUAUGGAUGUGUACCACUACUGAAUGCAAAUUAUAUAAGAACAGAGAACUGUAUUUUAUAGUAUCCUGUCUAUAUUAUAUACAGGUUUGCAGAGCUUAAUAUAUAUCAAAAGUUACUUAGAGAAAGAGAAAAUUAUUUUAGCAUAUACCAUUUUUAAAAAUUGAACUUUUCCUCAGAAUUAUUGUUUGCUUUUAAGAUAUCAGUGUUGGAUUUUUCAAUGAAGGUAUCUUGUAAUAU